Grosmannia clavigera kw1407 is the source of this 978-nucleotide messenger RNA. Its product is annotated as serine/threonine-protein phosphatase. Gene Ontology annotation, molecular function: protein serine/threonine phosphatase activity. Gene Ontology annotation, cellular component: cytoplasm; nucleus. NCBI's taxonomy places the organism in Eukaryota, Fungi, Ascomycota, Sordariomycetes, Ophiostomatales, Ophiostomataceae. The transcript has 4 exons. Bases 1 to 978 code for a protein of 325 amino acids. The record is from RefSeq and is a predicted model, not a curated record.
AUGGCCGAUCAGCAACACGAGGUCGACCUCGACUCUAUUAUUGACCGACUGCUAGAGGUUCGCGGCAGCCGUCCGGGAAAGCAGGUUCAACUGCUGGAAGGCGAAAUCCGCUUUCUCUGCACCAAGGCUCGGGAGAUUUUCAUCUCUCAGCCCAUUCUACUUGAGCUGGAGGCGCCAAUCAAGAUCUGUGGUGAUAUCCACGGUCAAUAUUACGACCUGCUGCGCCUCUUCGAAUAUGGUGGUUUCCCUCCCGAGGCCAACUACCUGUUCCUGGGCGACUACGUCGACCGUGGCAAGCAGUCGCUUGAAACUAUCUGCCUGCUACUUGCGUACAAGAUCAAGUACCCUGAAAACUUCUUCAUCCUUCGCGGUAACCACGAGUGUGCUUCCAUCAACCGCAUCUACGGCUUCUAUGAUGAGUGCAAGCGCCGUUACAACAUCAAGCUGUGGAAGACCUUUACCGAUUGCUUCAACUGCCUGCCCAUUGCUGCCAUUAUCGACGAGAAGAUUUUCACCAUGCACGGUGGCUUGAGUCCCGAUCUCAACUCCAUGGAGCAGAUACGCCGCGUCAUGCGCCCAACUGAUAUUCCCGAUUGUGGCCUGCUCUGCGAUCUUCUCUGGUCCGAUCCUGACAAGGAUAUCACCGGAUGGAGCGAAAAUGACCGUGGUGUAUCGUUUACAUUUGGCCCGGAUGUUGUGUCGAGGUUUUUGCAAAAGCACGACAUGGACUUGAUCUGCCGUGCUCACCAAGUCGUCGAGGAUGGCUAUGAGUUCUUCUCCAAGCGCCAGCUGGUUACCCUAUUCAGCGCCCCCAACUACUGUGGCGAGUUCGACAACGCAGGCGCCAUGAUGAGCGUGGACGAAAGCUUGCUAUGCUCAUUCCAGAUCCUCAAGCCAGCUGAGAAGAAACAGAAGUACGUUCCAGGCCUAGGAAGCAGAAGAUCCUUUGCUCCACCCGGGAAUAGCAAGAAACCUUGA